This is a messenger RNA of Myotis davidii, 2202 nucleotides long. It is a transcript of the gene NHLH2, whose product is annotated as nescient helix-loop-helix 2. Bases 320 to 673 code for a protein of 117 amino acids. NCBI's taxonomy places the organism in Eukaryota, Metazoa, Chordata, Mammalia, Chiroptera, Vespertilionidae. The transcript is spliced from 3 exons. Gene Ontology annotation, molecular function: RNA polymerase II cis-regulatory region sequence-specific DNA binding; protein dimerization activity; DNA-binding transcription factor activity, RNA polymerase II-specific. Gene Ontology annotation, biological process: regulation of transcription by RNA polymerase II. The record is from RefSeq and is a predicted model, not a curated record.
GACCUUUCAACACCUCCCGUGGUUUUUUGGGGGGAAGAAAAUCAACAACGAAUUUCCCGAAAUGUUUGCGAACAAUUAAAAGGCAAAGGCGUUUUGAUCUAUCAGCUCAGUAAACAAUCACUGAUACCGUCCACAUCCUGAGAUAGUAUCGUCCCUCAGUGUGGACACCGGCGAGAUGACAGCUGCUUUUUCAUAUGUGAAUGUAAUAAAUAUUUUCUGCUUUUAAUAUAUUUCGGAGUCCCUCCCCUGUAUUCCCUGGAAUUUUAACUCUAAAAGAUUGGAGAAAAGAUUAUCGAAAAGGCUUUUACAAGCCUCCAAAAUGAUGCUGAGUCCGGACCAAGCCGCCGACUCGGACCACCCUAGCUCGGCGCACUCGGAUCCGGAGUCUUUGGGCGGCACGGACGCCAAGGUGCUGGGCAACGUGUCUGACCUGGAGCCGGUGGAGGAGGCCGAGGGCGACGGCAAGGGCGGCGCCGCGCUCUCGCUCUACCCGCACUACAGGUCGGCUCACGCCACCCGCGAGCGCAUCCGCGUGGAGGCCUUCAACCUGGCCUUCGCCGAGCUCCGCAAACUGCUGCCCACGCUGCCCCCGGACAAGAAGCUCUCCAAGAUCGAGAUCCUGCGCCUGGCCAUCUGCUACAUCUCGUAUCUCAACCACGUCCUGGACGUGUAGGGGCGGGCGCGCUGCCGGAGGCUGCGGGUCUGGAUGUCGGGGGACCGAGACCGACCCGGGAGACUUGGACCGUGGAAGAAGUUAUCAGCGUGUUGCGUUCUCUCGGAUCAGCAGGGGGACGAGGGAAGGCUUCCCACUCUGGAAGGUGGGGUUGUCUGGCAAGCUGUGGGGCUUGCAGGGGGUAUUUCCCAGGCCGGCGGACCUCCGGAGGGCACUGGAGAUGGGCCGCCCCCAGGCCUCCCCUCCCUGCGUUAGGAUCCCUUUAAGGGUGUUUCCUUUAGCUCACUGGAGACUUGGAGUUCUCCUUAGUUUAUCUCCCACGAAUCUUCCAAGUUUUGAAAAAAUGAGGGCAGAAACUCCGAGUAUAGGCUCAUAACUUUAGCCGAUCUGGAUUUUUCUAAUUGACAAAUCACCAAACAUCUGGAGGGGAAGGGAGGGAAUGUCUUCCAGGGUAGAGAUUUUAAGUGGAACAGGAAAUUUUCUAUUCAGAUGCAAAAAGAAAGAUUAGAUUAGAAACCAACUACCACAGACAAGCCCUACUGCAUACUUGGUAAGCUCAAAAAGAUACAGUGAGAACAGGCAGACACAGUGUGGGACGAUAUGAGCUUGGUGGGAACUGAACCCUGAAGUAUGACUCUAAUGUAGACAGGAAAAUCCAUAUUUAAAUGGAAAACUUAAUAUCUGACUGCGUUUUCAGGCAAAGUGCCCCUUUAUAUAUCCAAAAACAUCUAUUCGUGACCUUAAACGCGUGGACCCAUAGGUGCAGUUAGAAAAAGACUACCUAUUUUUAUUUAUGUUAGAAGGAGUAGAGUAUUUUUUCCAAGACAUUUAUUUUUCAGAGUGGUGAUAACUUUACUUUGGAUACUCUGUGCCAAUUAAUUUAUAGUCACGUGUUUACACUUUUUCCUGUGGAAUAAUACUUUUUACGUGUUUGUUGAGAUUAUGCUGUGGUCUUUCUUUUGGCUCUAAUUAUAUUGCACUUGCAUAACAAAUUUCCCACUUCUCCCUGUUUCUAAACAAAUUUUAUAUAUUAAGAUGUUUGUUUGUGGUGAGAUCAGCAACACUAACACUUCACUAUUAUAGUUUUUUAAAAAAGUAAGUGUUGUUAUUAUCUGUAGUUAUGUCUGAAAAGUACUUUACAAACUGUUUAUAAGGAAGUAGCUUCUUUGUGUGUGUGUGUGGGUGUGUGUGUGUGUGUGUGUAUGUGAUGUUUGUGCCUGGGAUGAUUUUAGGAAAUUAAGUUAUUUUCCUAAAAAAAAAAAAAGAAUUCAGAAACUACUUUCCUCUGUGACAACCAAAAAGAAAAGUCUAUAACCUGAAAAUGUUUCAUGUUCUCAGCUGUGAAACUCUUAAAACGAGGAGUGUAUUUUAGAGAUAAUGGGGGGGGGAAAACCACACCUGCUAUCCAAAGAUUUUAGUCUUUUUCAGGGUUUUUGUGUGUCUCUGUUGCUUUAUAUAAUGCAAUAUUUUGUAGUGAAAAUAGAUAUAAUCUGGUUUCUAUCUGACGAGUUUUUCAUAUCUCAUGAAUG